UUUGUUUAUCUCUACAUUCUUCAUGUUGAGCUGAACAGUACAGAUGUUGCAGCUGUUAGAGAACUGAGGAAAAUCAGCUACCCCAUCAGCAUCAACAGCUACAUAGAGAUCUCUGAUGUUAACAUCUCUACUGUUUGCUCUCCAAUCGGCGGUGGUUACCAGUGCAGAUGUGAGGAUCAGUAUCGUUGGUCAUGUGACCAGUGUCAAACAUAUGGAUCAUGUGACAACAUAACUGGAGACACUUGUGGAUGCAUUAAUGGCAUUCCUGCUGAUGGACAGUACUGCCAGUCUCUGGAUCAAUACAAGUCAACCACUCCUACACCUCCAAUUAAUACAACAUUCCAAGUUCCCACCAGGAACACUUCAAUAGCUUCAACAACAGCUGCAACAACUAAGCAUGUAACUUAUCAAUACAACCUGUUUAUUGAGCUGAAAACCACAGAUGAUGCAGCUGUAGGAAAGAUACGAAACCUCAGCUUCACCAUUAGCAUUAACAAUGACCUACAGAUCUCUGAUCUUAAGAUUUCUACAGUUUGUUUCCCCAAUAAUACAACCUACCAGUGCAGAUGUGAGGAUCAGUAUGCCUGGCCUUGUGACAUGUGCUCCACUUUUGGCGAAUGCAGCAACAUUCAGGACAAUACCUGUAGAUGCAUCAAUGCUCUUCCUCCAAAUGAUACUUAUUGCCAGCCACUGUCAGAACUUGAUACCUGUCGGAUGCAAACUACUAUUGGGACAACAACCAUUACACCUUUCGUUAACACUUCAACUUCAGAUUCUGCUACUACAGCCAUAACUUUUGGAACUUCAACACAAGCUGCCACUAAUGCUACAACAAAUACAACAGCUUUGACAGUUUCAACUCCAGGUGUUACAACCCAAGCCUCAACAACUGUGACAAAUUCAACAACUGAGGCCACAACUUGGUUUAACACAACAGCACCUACAACCCUAGUAACAGAUUCAUUGCCUGUUUUUACUAAUGCAACAACUGCUACACCACAACCCAUGACGUCCUCAGUGACAACUACAACUACAGAGAAAUCUACACCUGCACCUUCUACCAGUGCCUCAACAACUUCAAUCAGUGCCUCGACAGCUACAACUAUGACCAGUGUCUCGACAACUACAACUACAGCCAGUCCCCAGACAACUCCGACUACAACCAGUGCCCCAUCUACCAAGACCACCACAACUACUACCAAUGCACCCAAACCUUCUACCUCCUCAACUAAAGGCACUACAGCUUUGGCUUCUACCACAAUAACUUCUGAAAUACCUGUUGAAGCAACUGACAUACCAAUGUCAGUCGAGCUAGACCUGGAAUUCAUUGAUAAGUACAACGAUAAAACCAGUCAGGAAUUCCGAGACCUUUCAUCAAGAAUUGCUGAAGCGCUUGGGGAGCCGUAUACACGUCUGACUGGAUACAUUGGUGUUUCUGUGACAGAUCUUAGGCCAGGCAGUGUUAUUGCAGAUUUUACUGUGAAGAUGUCUGGACCAGUUGAUCUGACUGAAAUCACUGAGGCCAAUUCAAGGCUUGAUAAAGCAUUGGGGCCAAUUGCUCGUGUUCUUGCUACACCGACUGCAGAGUACAACAGUCCGAACCAACUUAAAUCAAGUGUAAAGGAUUAUAUUUUUACUGGGAAAACCAUAACCCUGACUUGUGACCCUAGCAACGUCAAUAUGGGAAAAGUGAAAACUACUGAAUGGAAAUUUAAUGGGUUUGAAAUUAGAUCAGAGAGACAUAAAAUAUCUUCUUCUGAAAAUCAGUCCAACCUGGUAGUGGAAAAAGUAAUAUCAGGUGAUGCUGGGCUUUAUGAAUGCAUACUACGGGGGGAAGGUUUUAGUUUUAUCCAAAAGAGAACUGUGAAAAAUAGUGAGAUCAGACAAGCCCCUAAUGUGCGAAUCUCACAAACAAGGUGGGUUAAAUGUGAGGAGAAUAAAAACGAAAAAGUUACUUGCUGUGUGCAGUCUCCUUAUAAGGUGAAAUGGUACGAGGGUUCUACAGAAUUAAGUUCAGUUCCUGAAAAAGACUGCAUCAUACAUGAAUUUAACAUGCAAGGCUGCAGUGACCCAACAAGAGAAUUUACCUGUCAAGUUACUGAAGAUGCGACAUAUAAAGCAACAACAAAAGUGAACAUAUUCACAGAUCCUGUUGUAUGUGAAGAUGAGGAGUACGGGACUGGAAGAGCGGGUGACAAAGCGAGCGCUAUGUGUGCUGAUGGUCUGGAGGGUAAAAAGAUUGCAGAGUGUCAGGAAAAUGGAGCAUGGAAACUGAUAAUGGACUCCUGUAUUGUUACAAAGAUCAAUGAGCUGCUGAUUGAUUCUGCAGAUCUGAAGGAAGAAGAGAUUCAGGUGUUUUCAGCAAAUCUAAGUAAGGCUGUCCAGAAAGAGGAGGAGCAAAUUUCCCAGUCCUCAGCAACAAUAUCGGCAAUUGUUGAUAUAUUAAAUACAAUUGCAAGGGUUUCACAACAGGUCAAUGAAGAUGUGAUGCAAAAUGUGUUGAAUACUGUUGAUGUCAUCGUUGGAGAUGAUGCAAAGGAGUCCUGGGACUUCCUGAAUACAAAUCAAACUCAAAAUUCAAGCUCAGAACUUCUAAGUUCCCUGGAGACAAUUUCUGACAAAUUAACUGGAAAAUUUGCUUUGAGUACUCAGAGGAUCCAGCUGGACAGAACCCAGUUCAGCGGCUCUUUCAAUGAACAAUUGACCUCCAAUGUCACUAUAGAACUCCCAGAGACAGGCCUCAAUAAUAUCUCUAUUACCACCAUUGUAUUCUCCUCCCUUCAUAAUGUUAUGCCAGCACGGAAUUCUUCGUUUGACUUUACCAUUUCUAACAACAUAACCAAUGAAACUACACCAGACAAUGCCAUCAAUGGUGCUGUGCUGCUGGUAAAAGUCGAUGAAACAAUUCGUAAUGUCAAUCUGAGUUUCCAAAAACGUAAUCCAAUCCUGCAACUGAACCCACAGUGUGUCUUUUGGAAUUUUAGCCUAUUUGAUCGACUUGGUGCAUGGGAUGAUCAGGGCUGCAAGUUUGUUUCUGACAUAAACGACACUGUAACCUGCACCUGCAACCACCUCACAUCUUUCUCAAUUCUGAUGUCAACGGAUGUUCCUGAAUCAAUCAGAAAAUUCUUGAAAAUAAUUACAUAUAUUGGAGUUGGGAUAUCAAUGGUCAGCCUGCUGAUUUGUCUCGUUAUUGAAGGAAUUGUUUGGAGAGCCCUAACCAAAAAUAGCACUGCUUUUAUGCGCCAUGUUGCCAUUGUCAACACAGCACUGUCCCUGCUGAUUGCUGACAUCUGCUUUAUCAUUGGAGCCGCUAUUGUAAAGAACCCUAAAGAAAACCCAGAUGAGGACUACACAGUACCCCUUGGACCUUGUAGUGCAGCAACCUUUUUCAUGCACUUUUUCUAUCUUGCCAUGUUCUUUUGGAUGUUUGUUUCAAGCCUUCUGCUCCUAUACCGGACAGUCAUGGUCUUCUCUGAAAUGUCCAAAUGGACCAUGUUUGCCAUUGGAUUGACUGUGGGAUAUGUUUGCCCUCUGAUUAUAGCUGUUACUACUGUUGCCGCCACAGCACCUGGGGAAGGAUACAUCAGGGAAGAUCUAGCUUGCUGGCUAAACUGGACUAAAACUAAGGCCCUCCUGGCCAUGGUCAUCCCUGCCUUGAUCAUAGUGGUGUUUAAUAUUUUGGUCAUUAUAUUGGUUUUGUACAAAAUGGUUAGACGGAGGAGUAUUGGAAACACAUCCCAGGCAGGUGAGAAAAAUGCAUUGGUAGUCAUUCUAAGAUGUGUGGCCAUACUCAGUCCUUUGUUUGGACUCACCUGGUCUUUGGGAAUUGGAACCAUGGUGGAGCCAACAAAUGCGGGGAUUCAUGUUGCCUUUGCUUUCUUCAACUCUUUGCAGGGUUUCUUCAUUUUAGUGUUUGGGACGUUAUUCGAUUCCAAGGUCCGUUCUUUUGUUUCACAAAGAGUAUCGGCUUUAAGCUCCACAUCUAGCAGAACAAGGAGCACAAGUGCGGGGAAUUCCUCGAGCAGCGGACUAAAAAUCUUUAACCGAAUUUGGAGGAGAAGGAAUGUGUACCGUGUCACACGGGUGCAAAACUCAAGCAGCAACGCUGAAUCUUCAGAGUCAUACUCCAGCAUCUAAAUCAGUUCAACUCAAAUCUGCAUUUCUGCAGACAGAAUUUAGAUUUAAAGGUAGAUUAUAUAUACCAUGUCUUAAAGCUGAAGUUUUGUGUAAGGAAAAGGAAAUUGAAUUGUAAAUUAAAAUUUGCUGGUAAUUACUUGUUUUAACUGCAUGACACGAGGCUGCUGUUUCCUAUCAUCAUUGUGAAGUCUACAGGUAGACAGUUGGUUUGUAUGGGGAAAAAAGAAGGGAAAAAAAACAUCAAGUUUAUCUUCCCCAAAACUUUGUCAAUCACAGAAAGAUCGUAAAAGUAAUUUUAUAAAUGUG
Molecule: messenger RNA, 4446 nt
Organism: Cyprinodon variegatus (sheepshead minnow)
Lineage: Eukaryota; Metazoa; Chordata; Actinopteri; Cyprinodontiformes; Cyprinodontidae
Product: adhesion G-protein coupled receptor F1-like
Exons: 27
Coding region: 598-4140 (1180 amino acids)
Biological process (GO): cell surface receptor signaling pathway; G protein-coupled receptor signaling pathway
Cellular component (GO): membrane
Molecular function (GO): G protein-coupled receptor activity
Source: RefSeq, a predicted model, not a curated record